Molecule: messenger RNA, 2952 nt
Organism: Aspergillus versicolor CBS 583.65
Lineage: Eukaryota; Fungi; Ascomycota; Eurotiomycetes; Eurotiales; Aspergillaceae
Gene: tmpL
Product: putative NRPS-like enzyme
Exons: 8
Coding region: 1-2952 (983 amino acids)
Source: RefSeq, a predicted model, not a curated record
AUGACUCUGUUCCGCCAGUUUGGAUUCGGCCAGAAGACCAGGAUUCCAUUCGGCACUGUCCAUGAAGCCUUCAUACACCAUGCUACACAGGCGCCUUCAGAGGUUGCCCUGGUGGAUCUCUCCCCCGGCACCCCCAAGGAAGUCACAUACGGCGAGCUCCUGCGCCAGGCUCAGUUCAUUGCUACGCAGCUCCGGGCGAACGGAGUGAUUCCAGGACACCGGGUGAUGCUCCUGAUCAAGCGCAGCGCAGAGAUGGUGGCUGGGAUCCUCGGGAUUCUCAUGGCUGGGGCACAGUAUAUCCCGAUGGAUGGCGGGGUUGUCCCCGAUCACACUCUUCAACAUGCGGUCGAGCAAUCCAGCGUGACGGUCGUGCUGUGUCUCCACCCGUUCGAGGAGCGGAUCCGGUUCUUGGGGACUGUUGGCGUCACCGUCCUGGUGCUGGAUGACCUGCUGCAGAGCCCUGCCUUUACCGACUUUGCUGUGGAUCAGGCGAACCUGCUUUGCGAGGGCAACAAAAACUCCGGAUGCUACCUCAUAUACACGUCUGGUACAACCGGAACUCCGAAGGGUGUCUACGUGACGCACAAAAAUGUGACCAACAUCCUCUGCCAAGCACCCGGCAAUCUGGGAAUGACCCGCGGCACAAAAGUCGGGCAGGUGCUGUCCGUGAGCUUCGAUAUGGGCGCCUGGGAGGUCCUCGGCAGCAUGUCGAAUGGAGCCACACUGGUCCUGCGAGGAUCCGACUGGAAUAAAGCUUUGCAAAAGAUCGACACUCUGAUCUGCACACCGAGUAUUCUCAACCGAUACAGCCCCGAUCAGUUUCCCAAUAUUCGGUGCGUGGCCACGGCUGGCGAGCCGUCCACUCAGAGUCUGGCGGACAAAUGGGCACUGGCUGGGGUGGAAUACUACAACUGCUGUGGGCCCACAGAGAUCACCAUCAUAAACACCAUGCAUAAGCACACUGCGGGCAGUGCGCUUACCAUUGGGAAGCCCACGCCCAACAACAACAUCUAUAUCUUGGACGGGAACAAGUCCCCGUCCCAAAUCGGGGAGGUCGGCACCAUCUGGGCUGGUGGUGCCGGUGUGACAAGGGGGUAUAUUGCCCAGCCGGAGAAGACUGCGGAAAAGUACCACUACGAUGUGUUUUUGAAUGAUGGAAAGUCUCUUAUGUACAACACCGGCGACCUCGCCCGAUGGCUUCCUGACGGCAACCUUGAGACAUUCGGUCGUGACGAUGAUCAGGUCAAACUUCAAGGCUUCCGCGUUGAGCUUGACGGUGUCAGCCACUCGUUGGCAUCGGCUCCCGGCGUACAGCAAGCAACAGCCCUAAUGAUCGGGGGCCAACUGACCGGCAUCGUGUCGCCGAAACAGUGCAACAGUGACAAGCUGGCAGAAGACCUCAAGACCAAACUGCCGUACUAUGCGAUCCCCUCCAAGUGGCACAAAGUAGACCAGUUCCCCUUGACGUUUAACGGUAAAGUCGACAAGCGCGCCCUCGCGAAACAGGUCCAGGAGGCCAGACACUCCCAGACAGAGCUCUACUCUGCUCUCGACAACAAAAAGGAGCUGUAUACAAGCACAAUGUCCACUGGAUCCGAUUCCCUGACGGACCCCAAAAAGGAGCCGGCUCCUGUACCAGACAAACUCUGGGGCAAGCCAUGGCGCGGCCUCAGACAUCGCAUCUUUAUCGUAUACCGGACAUUAUUCUCGCUUAUAUUCCUGGCCAAUAUCGCUGUUCUUAUUGCCUUUGUGACGGUCCCAACAAUUCCUCGCCAGCAUAUCACAACCAUUGCAUUCGUCAACCUGACAAUCGCGAUUCUGGUCCGGCAAGACGUUGUCAUCAACAUCCUGUAUACCAUCUCGUGCUCCGUUCCAAAGUCCUGGCCCCUCGCAAUCCGGAAACGAUGCGCAAAGAUAUACCACCUCGGAGGCGCCCAUUCAGGCGCUGCAGUGAUGGCUGUGGCCUGGUACGCCGGCGGCAUCUGCUAUAACAUCGUCGUGUUCGCGACCCGGCCAGACGAUCCCCUCCGACCGUCAGUGCUGACAAUCGUGCUCUCCCUGAUCGCGCUAUUCAUCUUCUUUGGCAUGAUUACGCUGGCAUACCCGACAAUGCGAAAGAAGCAUCACGACCUGUUCGAACGCGUGCACCGAUUCGCCGGCUGGACCGCGCUGGUGAUUAUCUGGGUCCAGAAUAUGUCCUCGAUCCGAGAUCAACGACCGCCCGGUACAUCUCUCGGCGAGCAGGUCAUUAAAACCCCGAGCUUCUGGAUGGUGAUCGUCAUUACGAUGAGCAUUGCUAGCUCGUGGCUGUUCCUCCGCAAGGUCCCCGUCGACGCAGAGGUCCUCUCCAACCACGCCGUCCGUCUGCAUUUCGAUUACACGAUGCCAGUCAAUGGCUCGUUCACCCGCCUGUCAAAGCGCCCGCUGAUCGAAUGGCACUCGUUUGCCACUGUUCCUGCCCCAGUGCCGAAGAAUGGCCGGCCUAGGGGGUACUCUCUUGUUGUGUCUCGUGCUGGUGACUGGACGGGUUCUCGCAUCAGUAAACCGCCUACUCAUCUUUGGGUGCGAGGUGUUCCCACCUGCGGCGUAAUGCGCAUCGCAACCCUCUUCAACCGCGUCGUCCUGGUAGGCACAGGAUCCGGAAUUGGGCCUUUACUCGGCCACAUCCAGAUCCCAACGUGUCCAUUCCGCCUGGUCUGGUCGACCUCGAACCCAAUGCAGACAUUCGGCAAGGGGAUUAUGGACGAUGUAUACAAUGCCGACCCAGGGGCUAUUGUCCACGACACCAAGAAACAGGGACGCCCGGAUCUGGUGAAACUUACCUGGAACGCAGUCCGGGAUUUCAACGCCGAGGCGGUGAUUGUUAUUUCGAAUGAGAAGCUGACCAAGAAGGUCGUUUAUGGGAUGGAGACGAGGGGGAUUCCCGCCUAUGGAGCUAUCUUUGAUAGUUAA